This is a messenger RNA of Adineta steineri, 963 nucleotides long. NCBI's taxonomy places the organism in Eukaryota, Metazoa, Rotifera, Eurotatoria, Adinetida, Adinetidae. The record is from the annotation of a GenBank genome assembly.
AUGUGGGCUGAUUUCAUGAAAAAGGCCGAACCAACAACUCUUAAAACGUCGAUUAAUUCUCAUACAACAACAAUGAAUGCAUCGAAAUGCAAUAAAUGGAAACAAAAUGCUAUCACUGUAGCUGGUAGAAAUGGAAAAGGACAUAAAUUAAAUCAACUCAAUAGUCCUUCUGGAAUAUUUAUUGAUAAAAAGAAAAAUAUUUUCAUUGCUGAUUUUUGGAAUGAUCGAAUCGUUGAAUGGAAACAUAAUGCAAGAGAAGGACAAUUCGUUGCUGGUGAAAACAGGGAAAGAGAUCGGAUGGAUCAAUUGUAUGGUCCAACAGAUAUAAUUGUUGAUCAACAAAAUCAUUCGAUCAUCAUUGCUGACCCAGGGAACAGACGAGUAGUUCGAUGGUUGAAUCAAAAACGAGAAACUCUUAUUAAGAAUAUUGACUGCCGUGGCUUGGCAAUAGAUAAACAUGGAUUUCUUUAUGUUUCUGAUUGGUGGAAAGAUGAAGUGAGACGAUGGAAAUUCGGAGAAUAUGACAAAGAAGGAAUUGUAGUGGCAGGUGGAAAUGGGCACGGAGAUCAACUUAAUCAACUCAAUUAUCCUACUUUUAUAUUUGUUGACGAACAUCAAUCUGUUUAUGUAUCAGAUUAUAACAAUUGUCGUGUGAUGAAAUGGAGAAAAGGUGCAAAAGAAGGAAAAAUUGUGGCUGGAGGAAAUCGCAAUGAAUUAUCUCAACCUGAAGGAGUAAUUGUUGAUCAUUUAGGUCAAAUCUACGUGGCAGAUAGUAAGAAUCAUCGAGUAAUGCGUUGGUGUGAAGGACAAGAAGAAGGUGAAAUAGUUGUUGGUGGAAAUGGAAAAGGAAUUCAAUCAAAUCAAUUAAAUAGUCCCAAUGGUUUAUCUUUUGAUGAUGAAGGAAAUCUUUAUGUUGCUGAUUUUGAAAAUCAUCGAGUUGCAAAAUUUGAUAUAAUUUUGUGA